Clarias gariepinus (North African catfish) is the source of this 1519-nucleotide messenger RNA. RefSeq lists its product as uncharacterized. NCBI's taxonomy places the organism in Eukaryota, Metazoa, Chordata, Actinopteri, Siluriformes, Clariidae. The transcript has 5 exons. Gene Ontology annotation, biological process: response to bacterium. Bases 57 to 674 code for a protein of 205 amino acids. The record is from RefSeq and is a predicted model, not a curated record.
AACACAGCUGAAGUGUUUCCUGACUGAAGUAGGGUGAGAUCAGAGCUCCUGUGAUCAUGUGCUCCAGCCUCAGCAUGAAAACUCUACUUUGGUUCUAUCUCCUUGUGUGCUGUGUAGCUGCACAGAGUUUCACAGAGAAGUCGGUACAUUUGGGACAGAAUGUGACUCUCAAGUGUGAAGUGUCUGAAAGUGAUGUGUACUGGUACUUGAUGAAGCCGUCAGAACCUCCAGUGUUUAUAUUACGCUCUUACUCAAGGAUGAUGCAGACUCCAGAUUACAGUAACAUGACCCUCAGAAAGACUUUCUCACUAAAGCUCAAAGGCACUUUAUAUAUAAACAGGAUCAGUACUAAUGAAUUAGGUGUGUAUUAUUGUUUAGAAACAGCUUUACCUGCCAAGAUGAGCAGAGGAAUCAGACUUUACAUCCAGAACAACUCAACUGAAAUUUCAGAGAAUCUGAAUAAAUGUGACCAGCAAUUCCCGAUUCUCAUCAGAUCAGUAAUUAUGAAUUGUGCUCUGGCUGUUGUAGCUACAGUUUUUACAGUUCUUUACUGCAGAACACUUCCAAAACCUCGAGCACAACCUCCAGUCCCUGCAGCUGCGUCAGGACGUUCCCAAUGUUGUGUACUCAGAGGUGCAGCACAAGGUGAUGAACAGACCCGUCAGGACAAGUGACCACAACACCACAUACGCUCGUAUAAGGCCCUCAAACCCGUGACCUGGAAUGACCCCACACAGCUCUUUUGCGACUUUGUAACUCCCAAAUGAGGCGCAAAUAAGUCGUGUGUUUAUUUAGAUGAAAUGAUGAUUUUUUUAGGGAUUUCUACAUGCUUCUUUGUUCAGUUCAUACAGAGGUGAUUUGAAAGAUUCAUAUUACUGAAGUCCCUAGUGCAAAAAAAAACAAAAAAAAAAAAAAAAUCAUUUAUUACAAAUACAGUAAAUUAACAUCUUCUAUAGUACACUGCAAAUAUACUAACAAUUUUUAUUCGAACAUAUAUCGAAAGUUUAUGGACAUCACGCUUUUACCAAUCUUUGGAAUUAUACUUUAAACAUACUUCAUAAUUACAACUAAAUAACAAUAACGUAAUAUUAGCAUUAUAGUUCACUUUCCAGAAAUAUAUUACAUAUAUUGAAAAUAAUCAUUCUAACAAUAUACAGAAAUCAUACAUUAGAAUAUGAAUUCUAACAUACUGUAAUCUUUUUAUAUUUUCUGUUUAAUUUUAAUGUGCUUAUUAAUAUGUGCUUACAUUUAGUGCACUACUCUCUUUCUCAUGCAUGUUCAAACCCGUUUUUGUGCCAUGGAACUCACUUUUGUGAUGUGUUAUUGCUGAAUCUUUAUGUACGUCAGUUCUGAUAGGUACAUUAAGCUUUGUAGCUUUUAGCAUGUUUUCAGAGUCUCUGCAUAACAUCUAGAAUCAACACACCAGGUUUUAACUAAUACAGUAUACUAAUACAGGAGAUUUUAUAUUGUUAUUUUUGUAACUUGAUGCAAAUUAAAUCUGUUGAACUUAUGAAGAAAA